This is a messenger RNA of Larimichthys crocea (large yellow croaker), 4045 nucleotides long. RefSeq names its product potassium voltage-gated channel, subfamily G, member 2 (gene kcng2). Gene Ontology annotation, biological process: action potential; protein homooligomerization; potassium ion transmembrane transport. Gene Ontology annotation, cellular component: membrane; voltage-gated potassium channel complex. The record is from RefSeq and is a predicted model, not a curated record. The coding region runs from base 677 to 2293 and encodes 538 amino acids. Lineage: Eukaryota; Metazoa; Chordata; Actinopteri; Sciaenidae. The transcript is spliced from 3 exons. Gene Ontology annotation, molecular function: voltage-gated potassium channel activity.
ACAUCAUUACAGUCCAUUCUUAUCUCAUAACAGCCAGAAGACAUAACAUAACAAACACUCCCCCUGACGCUGUGAAACUGUACUGAAGCAGUUCGUGGUUUUCCCAGAGACGCAGUUUGGCUGAGCGCAGCGCAGCGCACCGCGGAGCGCGCAGCUUCGGACGCACCUGAACAGCCGGAGCGGUGUGACCACCAGUGAGCUGGAAACAGCUUUUUCACCUGCUCUGAGCCACACACACACAAUGCUCUGCAACAUCUGCCACGUCGUCUUUAAAGAAGAGAGGAAGAGUCUGAACGGAGUCUUUGUUGAUGUGGAGUAACAUGUCUACCUCUUUGGCGUCUCUCAUGGACCAAAUGAUUCGUUUGGGACUUAAAUCCGCCGACGUUUAAACGCGCUUUAUGUUGCAAACCUUAAGAAAACCGCAUGUAAGCGCUGCAAAAAAAAACUCAUUGUACUACAAUGUACCAGAGCAUCUGCGUGGAAAACUUAAAGGCAUGCUGCAUAUUGAGCGGUGCGAACCUGCGAGCGAGCUGAAACAGAUGGACAGGAGCUCAACAACACACUGGAGACAUGCUGUAUUACUGAAUGGGUGACAAACUCCCAGUCACCUUAAAUACCCUGUGAAGCCCUUUCCAUCGCAUUGUGCAGGACAGGGUCCCCCAGCAAAGUGGCAGUCAUGUACCAGGAGGUGGCCUUUCUGGCAGGCAGCACCGAACACCAGUUUACCACCUUCCACUUCAACCCUGUGGAGAACCCGCAGGAGGUCACCUCCAAGAAGGGCCUGUUCUACAAGCGAGCCCAGCUCCUCCUCCAGCCUCAGCCUCGCCAACAAGAUGGAGAUGAGAUUGGCCUGGCUGAUGGGGCGGCCAUUAUUAACGUGGGGGGGAUCAAGUACCGCAUCCCCUGGUCCACGCUGGAGGAGUUUCCCCUGACAAGACUGGGCAAGCUGCGCAGCUGCAGCAACGAAGCUGAGAUCAUGGACGUAUGCGACGACUAUGACGGCAGCCGCAAUGAGUAUUUCUUCGACCGAAGUCCAUCGGCUUUCCGUACAAUCGUCACUUUCUUGGCAGCGGGGAAGCUGCGGCUCCUGAGGGAAAUGUGCGCCCUUUCCUUCCAAGAGGAGCUGCUGUACUGGGGCGUGGAGGAGAACAACCUAGACUGGUGCUGCCUCAGGAAGCUGCGCCUCAGGCAGGAGGAGUACAAGGAGCAGCAGAGGUUGGAGGAGGAGGAUGCCGAGCUGACCUCACCGCAAUCCUGCGAGGAGAGCCAGCAGCCUCCAGGAAUGGGUUCACUGGAAGAGACCCAUACGGGGGGCUGCAUGCAAAGACUGAGGGACAUGGUGGAGAACCCCCACUCUGGGCUGCCAGGGAAGAUCUUUGCCUGUCUGUCAGUGAUAUUUGUAGCCAUUACCGCUGUGACGCUGUGUGUCAGCACCAUGCCAGACCUCAGAGAAGAGGAGGAAAGGGGUGAGUGCUCCCAGAGGUGCUAUAACAUCUUUGUGCUGGAGACGGUGUGUGUUGCCUGGUUCUCCCUGGAGUUCCUGCUACGCUUCAUUCAGACCCAGAGCAAGUGUAUGUUCCUGCGCACGCCUCUGAACGUCAUUGACGUGGUGGCCAUCCUUCCCUACUACAUCACCCUCAUUGUGGACUCUCUGUCAGUGGGAGGGAAACCUGCAGGCUCAGGGAACAACUACCUGGAGAAGGUGGGGUUAGUUCUCCGAGUCCUGCGAGCCCUACGGAUCUUUUAUGUGAUGAGGUUGGCCCGCCAUUCCUUAGGCCUGCAGACACUUGGUCUCACAGUGAAGAGGUGUACGCGUGAGUUCGGCCUGUUGCUGCUGUUCCUCUGCGUGGCCAUGGCUCUUUUCUCCCCACUGGUGUUCCUAGCUGAGAGCGAGAUGGGUGCCAAGCAGGAGUUCACUAGCAUCCCUGGUAGCUACUGGUGGGCCGUGAUCUCCAUGACCACGGUCGGCUACGGAGACAUGGUGCCCAGAAGCAUUCCCGGCCAGGUGGUGGCGCUCAGCAGCAUCCUGAGCGGCAUCCUCCUCAUGGCCUUCCCUGUCACGUCCAUCUUUCACACCUUCUCUCGCUCCUACUUGGAGCUGAAGGAGGAACAGAGCCGGGCGUUGAGGCAGAAGCUGGACUUGCAGGACAGCACCAAGUCUCAGAACAGCGAAGACUCUCAGGAGAUGGACAGCUACCACGGCAUCACAGAGGCCGCAGCGUCAACCAUACAGCGAAGGAAGUCCAUGGCUGCUCAGAGGGCUGUUGAGCUAAGAGCGUCCAUGAAAACUUAGCUGCUCUGUCCGUAUGCAUUCAAGUGGCAGCCGAGAAGGCUCUGACACCCAUCACUGAGACUUCAGAGUUGACAAGCUGUGGGAUUGUGAGCUGGGAGGAGAUUUUCUUCUCUGGGGCUCGAUGUCUCUGCUUUGAUCGUGUGAAGUGCUUGUGCACCAGAGUGUAUCUGAGUUUCUAAAGUUUCUGAGAGCAGUUUUUCCCUUAAAUUUGACUUUAAAAGAUGGGUAACAGUACAAUAUUUAUAAUUGAAGAACUGAAGUCAAAUAACAUUUAAAAAAGUGACUGAGACACUGACUGCGAUUCAGACUUGAGAUGAGUCUGUGCAAAAAGGGAAAUCUAAUACCAAAACAUUGUUAUUCAGACCUCAGACUAAUAAUUAAUGUUCCUCAUGCAACUGCAUUUAAGAGCAUUAUCUGAAAUAAAGCUGUUUGCUGAUAUCAUCUCCAUUCACUCUGUAUUGUAUUUGACCAAAUCAAAUAACUUAUUGUACCUGAGGCUCACACAUAUACACAAUGAAGCAGAGCUAAUUAAUCUCCAACAUAACAACACAAGGCUACUUUAGUCUGUCAAAGGGCUGUACAAUCAGUGUUGCUCAGUGGCAAAGGACAAGAGGAUUAGUCCUACAUUCACGUGUCUCCGUUAGACAGCUUCGUCCACUGCACAUGCUGAUGUUUUAAAAAGAAUAAUUAGCAUUUUGGGAAAUAUGCCAAUCUGUCACACAUUGGGACCAGUGACCUGUGGACCAAGUAAUUCUUACAGCGAGGUAUAAUUACAGUUUGAUGUCUGUUCAAAAAGGCAACAGCUUCAGGGCUUUGAAAAAGCAACAGAUCCCAAAUGCCAAAAGUUAAUUCAUUUUACAGUCACACAGGAUUUCCUCAUAUAACUGCGAAUACAGCACUUCAUUUUCUUUUUUGACUUGAGUGCCUUGUACUUUGAAGUGACACAUUUAAAAAACCUAUUUCCCCAAACUGUUGUCAAGUCGGAGCCUACCAAAGCGGCACAAGUGCUUGAGAGUGCAAAUUAGGUUUGGAUAUUUUUAAAUAUCUAAUGUGUGUAAAGUUUGGUCAACUCUGAAUCACAGUCACUAGAUUAACAGAAUCAUUAAAAAGCAUGAACAUAUUACACAGAAUGAUUUAAACUAUUAUAUCUGCAAUAUUUAGGUUUUAAGGAAUGAGAGUACAGCUUUGAUGAGGAACGUGUGGUGCAAUUCGGCAUCAUUCGAAUAGAAACUUUGCGACAUGAAUCCAUAGCCUGAGGAACAGCCUCUUUUGAAAAAUGUAAUAAAGAUUAUAAUGAACACAAUCCCACGUGGAGAGCUUUGAUUUUUACAAUUCAUUAUACACAAGGACAAUGAAAUUUGCAAGAGAGUGCGUGCUAUACUUCUGCACUUAGAACAUCCUAAAUUGGUCCGUCUGUGGCCUGGUUCAUGUUUUUUUCCCCCCACAUCCGUUCUAAAUAAUAAAUGAAUUUUGUUUCCAGUAGUGUUGGUGUUGGCUCAAUGCACUGUGAAUUUGAUAAAUGAUGACACACUAUUAGCACUGCGAGUUGGACCUGGAAGUGAAUUCAACGUAUGGCCGAGAUCUUGAGCAGUUCAUUAUAGACUAAAAUGUCUUCAGCGUAUGUUUCCAGUGCCACGUGUGAAGUCAGUGAGAGAUUAUUUAGAAAGCUGUAGACAGGAGGCAUCUGAUUCUUGUCUCGGGGGUGACGUGUUAACGUUAGCAUAUUAGCUGACAGUUGCCUAUUCUACAUAU